CCGUGGGGAACGCGAGAAGAAAUAGCCCACCUCUGAUCAUCAACGCGUCAUAUAAUGUUUCAGCGCAUGCCCCUCCUCCUGUCUCGUUUCGCCCCCCCCCCCUCCUUCCCAUUCAACCUCUCCUUUGACUCACAGAGGCGGCUCGCCACUGGCGCACGGACCGCGGAGGAUACGGCCAGAAGAUGGCUGACUUAGCCGGGCACCGCAAACCCUCGGCGGGAUCACCAGCGUCACAUGCGCCGCUGAAAAGCCGCAAGACCUCCGCUGUCUGGCAACUGUAAACAGCAGCCGCUGCCCCCCCCUCCUCCUCCCACCGUCCCCCUCUCUCUCCCACCCCGUAUCUCACCCCUCCUCACCGCAAAUAUUGACAGAAGUAUCUCAGAGAAAACAUGGCAGAGAUGGAAAAAGAGGGCAGACCUCCGGAAAAUAAAAGAAGCCGAAAACCAGCCCACCCGGUGAAAAGGGAAAUAAAUGAAGAGAUGAAGAGUUUUGCAGAAAGCACCAUGAACGAGCUGCUGGGCUGGUACGGCUACGACAAGGUGGAACUGAGAGACUCUGAAAACCUGGAGAUCGGGGAGACGCCGCAGCACAUCUCCGUCCUCAAGGAAAACUUGUUGCCAAAAAUUCCAACUUCAACGGAGAGCAGCGAAGGCUCUCCGGAUCGAGCCAACAUCUCCCAGUCGGUGCCAGCCUCCAGGAACGGAGUCACAGAGUCCUCCUGCACAGCGUCCACCUCCAUGCACAGCACCAAGGAGCAUGGCAACCUGCCCAUCAUAGUCCCCAUGAUCCCCCCGCCAUUGAUCAAGCCCCCUGCAGAUGAAGAUGCAUCCAACAUGCAGAUCAUGUGCGCCUGGUGCCAGAAGGUCGGUGUCAAGCGCUAUUCUCUGAGCAUGGGGAGCGAGCUGAAGAGCUUCUGCAGCGAGAAGUGCUUUGCCGCCUGCCGCAGGGCUUAUUUCAAGAGAAACAAGCUGGGAUAUAUAAGGAAUUACGCUGCGAGAGACGACGGUGGCCUCGGUGGGAAAUUACCCCAGCACAGCUUUACUCAGGACACGCCCAGGCUUGUCUUCAAGACAAACAGCGAUGUGCUUGUGUGUGACUGGUGCAAACAUAUUCGCCACACUAAGGAGUACCUGGACUUUGGUGCGGGUGAGCGGAGGCUGCAGUUCUGCAGUGCCAAAUGCCUGAACCAGUACAAGAUGGACAUUUUCUACAAGGAGACCCAGGCGGCACUGCCUGGAGCAUUGUGUAACCCGGGUCACGGGGCGGGUGGGGAGGGUAAGAUGGACUGCGGUGGAGGGGUGCAGCUCCUCACUCCUGAGUCCUGGGGGACGCCGUUAACAGACCUGCGGCGCAAGGCUCCCUCACCAGGGGGGCCCUCUGCCACCUCUGCAUUGGCCCCAUCCUCUGCCGCCUCACCCUGCGACACGGCUGCCCACUGCUCUCCAUCCUUAUCCUCCUCAGCCAAGAUCCCCACACCAAGGCCCCAUGAAAGCCCCACACUCCACCCCCCGCCUGUUCCCAGUUUGCACCCACCUGUCGGGGUUCCUCCAGGUAGCCCUCCUAUGGUGAUGACGCCCCGGGGACCCAUGCCCCUUCCGCUGUUCAUGGAGCAUCAAAUGAUGCAGCAGAUGCGUCCGCCAUUCCUUCGACCCUCAGCUCACCAAGGGGGUUCCCAUAGUCCCCUGUCAAACCCUAUCAUCCCAGGUAUUGGCCCACCACCUCCCCCUAGGUCCAUGGGCUCAGCAUCCAGCCCCAUGCACAGACCUCUGCUGUCUCCCCAUGUCCACCCCUCAUCCAAUCCUAACCCUGGCAUGAUGCCCCCCCACCCAGGUUUCUCCAUGCCAGGCCUGCCUCCUUUCCCCCCAGUCAACAUGAUGCCCAAUGGACGAUAUCCUCUGCCCCCAAUGAUGAACUUUGGCAUGCCGUCCUUGGCCCCAUUGGUACCCCCACCAACUCUCUUGGUCCCCUACCCUGUCAUUGUACCACUCCCAGUUCCAAUCCCAAUUCCAAUCCCAAUUCCCUUUAACCCCAGAACUUCCAGGGACCAGCCGGAGAGCAGGGGCCACUUCUUUAGUGCUCCAGAAUCCUCUGAAGCUUCAUCUUUUUGGCAUAACUCUCCAGGGUCUUCUGGAGAUGACAGAGGGGAACAGAAAAUGGAUCCGGCUGUUGCAGAGCGUCUCUCUCCAAUCCGCUCAGAGAAAAGCAGAAUGGCGCUAGUGGACUCGACUGUCAAGGCAGAGGACAAUUUGGGUACCACCUGUAAUUUAAGCGGCCCCGCAGCGACGGAGGGGGUUAUCGACCUAACUGUGGGCCAGCGGCCAUGCCAGCAGCAGGUAAUUCAGAGGACGCUAACUGGGGUCCAGGUCAAAGUGGAGGCAGAGGCUGAAUCAAGAUCCCCACCGUCUGCUGGGCUGAGUUGGGAAGGGAGAAGCAGUCGUGAAGGGGGGCAAGGGGCCCUCUCUCAGGGCUUUCUCAGUGCACUGGAAGGGGCAACACACCCAAACACACUGGAAUUAUCAAGCCCUCCCUCCAACGACAGCAGUCCUCCUUCCCAUAAUGAUCCAGCAGCGAGCCAGCAAACUUCCUGUAUCUCUAACAGUACCACGCCACCCUUGCCCAGCACAGCACCGACCCAGCCCCAAACCCUGCCCCACCUCCUGGCCGGCCCCGCUGCCCCGUGUAAUGUCAUAGUCAAUGGUACGGGGUGGCAUUCCCUUCUUGGCCCUGCCUUUGAGGCUCACGCCGACCGAAGAGGAGACAGUGUUGCAGGAGAAGGAGAGUCAGAGGAGCGGCCAGCCAACGGCGAGCUGGAGCGCGACGCUCUCAAAGAGAACGAUUGCUCAGCCGGAGAAUGGGAGCGGGGGAAGCGGGGCUUGGUGCAAGACAACAUGGCCGACACAUUGGAGGGGAAGCCGGAUCCUGACGCCAACGCGGAGGAGGGCGAGCACGCCUACGCCAUACCACUGCUGUCCGCGGGAGGCUGUGUGGUCAUCCAGCCUGUGCCAAAGCCCGGCGCAGACAAGACCACCAUCCUGUCCUGCUCCAUCAGCUCCCCUUUGUCAGCAGACGGGGCCGCCGAGCUGGAGCCGCCGCUGAAGAGGAGGUGUCUGCGAAUCCGCAAUCAAAACAAAUGAGAUGACGCUCUGAGGACCUCAGUGCCAUCAACGAUACUCACUCCCCCCCCCGCCCCC
This is a messenger RNA of Pungitius pungitius (ninespine stickleback), 3191 nucleotides long. RefSeq names its product sine oculis binding protein homolog (Drosophila) a (gene sobpa). The coding region runs from base 390 to 3134 and encodes 914 amino acids. Gene Ontology annotation, biological process: animal organ development. Gene Ontology annotation, cellular component: nucleus. Lineage: Eukaryota; Metazoa; Chordata; Actinopteri; Perciformes; Gasterosteidae. The transcript has 8 exons. The record is from RefSeq and is a predicted model, not a curated record.